AUGUAUUCUCUUCUGUAUGCAGAUCUCUCGUUGUGCUUGGCUUUGGUGGUCUGUGCUCAGAGUCCAGCAUGUCCUUCUCCGUGCACGUGUGUGCUCCAGGGUCGCAGUGAUGCCAAAGGACUAAGAACUGUGCUCUGCAAGAACCCGGCCUUGACUUCCGUUCCAAUAGAUUUGCCAAGUGACACGGUGAAGUUUCGUCUGGAGCGCACCUCUGUUUCCAGGAUCUUUAGAGGAGCUUUCUCAGCCAUGCCAGAGCUGCUUUAUUUAUGGCUUACAUAUAACUCUAUCUCCGUCCUGCACCCAAGGAGUUUCACAAACUUGUCUUCCCUACAUGAGUUACGACUGGACGGGAACCUGCUGUCCACCUUCCCCUGGGAAGGGCUCAGGGAUAUGCCCCGUCUGCGAACUCUUGGACUACACAAUAACCGCCUGGCACGAAUCCCACUCCUGGCUGCCCGCUACCUUAGAAAUGUGACUUACCUGGAUCUCUCGAGCAACAGGCUGAGCACUCUGGCCAAUGACCUGACGGCUCUCUGGCUGUUCAGUGACGGCAAUCAAACCCAGCGCUCCUUUGUUUUAGAGGGCCAAAGUUCCUCUGACUCAGUUUGCAUUCAACACACUUGUCAGGUGGUAUUUGGUCUUCAGGACAACCCCUGGGUCUGCGAUUGUCGGCUUUCCACCUUGCUUGACAUUAGUAGAGGCCCAGAAAGCUCUCUGGUGCUGCUGGACCGCUUCCUGACAUGUAGUGAACCUUUGGAUCUAGCUGGAGUUCCCUUUCAGAGCGUAGAGCUCAGCCGCUGCCGCAGGCCGUAUGUGGUGACGUCUGCCACAAAGAUCACCGCUCUGCUGGGCAGCACUGUCCUGCUCCGCUGUGAGGCCACAGGACACCCGACGCCAGCACUCAUGUGGAUCAAAUCUGCAAAACACAACCUUUAUAACCAAGGUUGUUGUAAGCAGACACAAAGCAGCCUGGAUACUGAAAGAUUACCCAAAAAACUUUUUGGCUAUGUGCAAGAGUCUCCUCGUGUGGGGCUCCGCUGGUCUGUGGUCAGUCUGAACGGGAUUUCCUACAGUGAUGCAGGAGAGUAUCGGUGCAGAGCGCAAAACAUGGCAGGCAUUUCAGAGGCCGUCGUCAGUCUGAAGGUAGUCGGAGUUAUGGCCGAAUAUACAGACUCCAAAAACUCUGACCAACAGCAAACUGCGACAAAAUCAGACUCUAAACGGAGGAAACCCACGCAGAAAUCUAAGGCAAUGACGCCUCGAAACAUGACCGGUUCCGAGGUGGAGCCACCAUGGAGCAAGAUUCAGCUGCCAGAUCAAUAUAUUGAACUCUUCAUCAUGUUCUUUAAAGAUGCAGGGAAUAACCAGAUUCUGAGCUUUCCAACAUUGACCAGACAAUCACACAGUCUGCCUCCACCAGCUUGUAGUCAUCAUACAGUGCAUCAAUGUGCCAUCAAUUCCCCAGGAGCGGACGACAGUGGAUAA
This is a messenger RNA of Danio aesculapii, 1485 nucleotides long. RefSeq names its product leucine-rich repeat, immunoglobulin-like and transmembrane domains 3b (gene lrit3b). The transcript is spliced from 9 exons. Lineage: Eukaryota; Metazoa; Chordata; Actinopteri; Cypriniformes; Danionidae. The record is from RefSeq and is a predicted model, not a curated record. Gene Ontology annotation, molecular function: protein binding. Bases 1 to 1485 code for a protein of 494 amino acids.